UUGAGAAUCUCUACUCUCUCUAAUACAGACAACUAUAUCUGCAAAAUCCGAUUGAAAUCUUCGUCAAAACCCUAUCUCUGCAAUUGACUUUUUGUGGGGGUUUUCCUUUUUUCAUUAUGGCUUCAUCUCAUCCAAUUCCGAAGUCAGAGGAAGAAUGGAAGGCGAUCCUUUCUCCGGAGCAGUUUCGGAUUCUGAGGGAGAAAGGAACAGAGAUACGGGGCACCGGGGAAUAUGACAAGUUCUUUGAUGAUGGUAUAUACAAUUGCGCAGGCUGUGGAUCUCCACUCUAUAAAUCCAGUACCAAAUUCAACUCAGGCUGUGGCUGGCCUGCUUUCUUCGAGGGUCUCCCUGGAACCAUAACUCGCACUCCGGAUCCAGAUGGACGGAGGACGGAAAUCACGUGCACGGCUUGCGGUGGGCACUUGGGUCAUGUAUUUAAAGGUGAGGGAUUUCAGACACCUACCGACGAACGCCAUUGUGUCAAUAGCGUUUCGAUCAAAUUCGCUCCUGCUUAAGCUAUCCAUCCUGCGUCUCCAUGGAGUUCAUCGCAGUUUCCAUUUCCUGUGUAAGCAAUACCAGUAUAUAUUUCUGGAUACAACUUGUUUGUAUGACAUGAAAAUCCUUGUAGAACUUGGUUUACUA
Magnolia sinica is the source of this 642-nucleotide messenger RNA. Its product is annotated as peptide methionine sulfoxide reductase B5-like. The transcript has 3 exons. Gene Ontology annotation, molecular function: peptide-methionine (R)-S-oxide reductase activity. Lineage: Eukaryota; Viridiplantae; Streptophyta; Magnoliopsida; Magnoliales; Magnoliaceae. The record is from RefSeq and is a predicted model, not a curated record. Bases 117 to 515 code for a protein of 132 amino acids. Gene Ontology annotation, biological process: protein repair; response to oxidative stress.